Messenger RNA from Drosophila erecta, 1331 nucleotides. It is a transcript of the gene l(3)72Dr, whose product is annotated as gamma-glutamyl hydrolase. Gene Ontology annotation, biological process: tetrahydrofolylpolyglutamate metabolic process. Gene Ontology annotation, cellular component: vacuole. Lineage: Eukaryota; Metazoa; Arthropoda; Insecta; Diptera; Drosophilidae. The transcript has 2 exons. The record is from RefSeq and is a predicted model, not a curated record. The coding region runs from base 245 to 1261 and encodes 338 amino acids. Gene Ontology annotation, molecular function: gamma-glutamyl-peptidase activity.
CGCAUGAGCGCUUUUAUUUCGUUUUCCAGUCAAACGACAGUAAAUGCAAUAGUAUUUCCGUUUACGACCCUUUAGCGAGGUAUCACUGUUUCGGAUGCGAGUGCACCCAGUUUGAGUCAUUGUUUCGCCCAGCCCGUAGUGCACAGUGCACAGUGCUCAGUGCUUAGUGGGCAGUGGGCAAAUGAAUUGGCAUUGCUAUUGGACGGCUACUCAGUUGCUCGUAGUCUAAAAUCCGAAGACGACGAUGGCGGAAGGCGCACUUCCCAAUCCGCCCACAGUGGGCGUGAUGUGCAUCGAUUUUGCCACGGGCCUGCAGAGGAAUUUUCCUGGGGAAUUCCACAGCUAUAUAGCCGCGUCGUAUGUCAAAUAUUUGGAGGCAUCCGGCGUCCAUGUUGUGCCCAUUUGGAUCGGUCGAGAUCGAGCUUACUAUGACUUGAUGAUGAGUCAGUUAAAUGGCAUCCUUCUGCCAGGAGGAGCCGUAUUCAUCGACGAGGCUGAUAGGCAAGCGAAUCCGGAUCUGAGCAGCGAUUGUGUCCGGAGUGCCGAGCUCAUUUACCAACUAUCUAUGGAGCGUAAUCGGCGGGCGAAGAAACUGGAUGAUCCUGGCGGAUACUUUCCAGUUUGGGGAACUUGUCUUGGCUUCCAGUUGCUCCUUAUCCACGCCGCCGAAGCACCGAGUAUUCGAAUCGGCUGCCAGCCCAUGAGGAAAGCGAUGCCAGUAAAACUAGCCGAUGACUAUCAACAUUCACAGCUCCUUGGAAGUCUGCCGAAGUCAGUUGCCGAUGAGAUGGAGAAGCACCCAUUUGCCUGCCACCAGCAUCGGUAUUGCAUCACCAAAGAGAGUUUGCAAGCCUUUGGAUUGGCUAAGGAUUGGCAUCCUCUAGCCACUCAGAAGGAUUCUUCAGGCCUGGAAUUCAUCACAAUUGUCGAGCACCGGCAUUUUCCCAUCUUUGGAUGUCAGUUUCAUCCAGAGCGCGCUGCGUUUGAGCAGCUUUUCAUGACGGAGGACAAAUCUCACAUGGCGCAUUCCCAUAUUGGUAUCGAGUUGGCACAAAUCUUCGGCAGUCGGUUUGUUGACUUCUGCCGCCGAAACAGAAAUCAGUUCAGUGCCGAAUUAAAGUCUCGACACCUCAUUUGGAACUGGCAGCCCGUUUUCUCUGGUAAGUUCAAGGACUCCAACUGGCUGCAGGCCUAUCUUUUCGAGAAGAACGUGGACUACUUGGAGGACCGAAACGAGGCUGAGGAGCUCAUCUCAUCUUAAGCUUUGAUACACGAGGGCUUAUGCAAGUAAACUAUUUAAUAAAUUCGAAUUCAAUGAGCCGGACUUUUAA